AUGCCGCAGGUAAACACCACUCCACAACAAAUACUUGACAUUGAAGACGCCCUAGUGUCUGACGAGAACCCUGCCCGUGAUGGCGCUCUUGACUACGAGCGCUGUGCUAGACUACACAACUACUUAGUCGCGUAUGGUUGGAUGGCUCGUCACGAACGAGACACACCCGACCUUGAUGCACUAGCCAGCGAAGAGUGGUUCUUUCAGGAGGCAGAAGAGGAUAUAGCAGCUAUUCGGAGCCGCCUCAUUACUCCGCUUAACUCGUUCCUGGAUUCAAUCUAUGAUCCCAACCCAGAUUUCUUCUACUGGGUUAAUCGUCUUGAGAUGAUGCUUUGUGACGAAUAUUUCAUCUAUGACGAUAACAGUGAGAUGGAAGAAGACAAAGAGCGAUUUGUUUUGAUUUAUGGGACUCAGUGCGGUCUGGGCUCGCAUAAUCUGGGCGUUAUUUACGACCAGCAGCGUCAUCUGGCGUCAUUCCCUAUGACUAUCGAGAAUUCGGACAGCGUGGAGCCUGUAGAUGAGCAUGAAGAGAUGUGGUUUCCGCUAGAAACUAUUCUGACCCAUUGGAUAUAUAUGCUUCGGAUUGGUAAAAUAGUUGCAGGAUUUCCAGAAGGGAGUUUAUGUGGUGAUACGGGCCUCCCAACAAAUCGAUCACAAUUUGGUAUAUGGUCAUGGCUCCCUUACUGCGAUCUCCAAGUUGAAAGCACAAUAGCUGCGAUGGAGCGCUACUCGGCUGUAGUCGAAUCUCGAAUGUCUCCUGAUUCACUUCUGCCGAUGAGUUCUUGCACACCACUCUUUACUGAUACAGAACUGGAUGCAGCUGGCGUGCCACGGGAUUGCUUCAUUCGCACAUUCUUGACGCGGGUUAAAACUCCACGUUUCACGUUUAUCGCGCCUGGACUAGAGGUUCCGCACGAUAAGGAGGGGUUUAUAAGGCGCCAGACGUUUACCAAUAUGGGUAUACCCCUUGAAAAGGAUUGUAUUCCAGGCGUCUUAAUAUUUGCAGCCCCGGAUAGGCUGGUAAAUGUUAAUCACGAAAUCCAUGGCCUAUUCUCUGUCGCACAUGAGGAUUUGAAGCUGGGAAACCCUAUUCCAACUGGACUCUACAGUGAGCCUGUACGUCGGAGCAAUUAUGAUAUGGAGGAGGCGGGGUUCCAUAUCGUGCUUCCAUUCGGAUUACGACGGGCGAGAAUGAGUGAUUACAGACUAGUUACCGAUGGCAUAUUUGAAUAUACCAAGGGCUCAUUCACGAAUCUCUUUCAACAUGGCUACUUCCAUUCAUUUGGGGGCGAACGGCGAGCGCAGAGAUUGGAGAAUUUGUUUGAUCGGUGGAAGGUGAUGGUUGAAAGUGGUAUAUGGACAGUGGGUGAAAAUGGUGUGGAGGGAGGAAUCGACAAAUUCAGAGAGGCAGAUAGAGAUGACGGGCUUGAAUAUUCUAUCGCACCAAGCUGGUGA
This is a messenger RNA of Penicillium waksmanii, 1455 nucleotides long. RefSeq lists its product as uncharacterized. The record is from RefSeq and is a predicted model, not a curated record. Lineage: Eukaryota; Fungi; Ascomycota; Eurotiomycetes; Eurotiales; Aspergillaceae. Bases 1 to 1455 code for a protein of 484 amino acids. The transcript has a single exon.